This is a messenger RNA of Lathyrus sativus (Indian pea), 219 nucleotides long. The record is from the annotation of a GenBank genome assembly. NCBI's taxonomy places the organism in Eukaryota, Viridiplantae, Streptophyta, Magnoliopsida, Fabales, Fabaceae.
AUGGGUGGAGGAAUGGAAGCAAACAAGAACAAAUACAUUGAAGAAUGGGGCGCUGUUAGAGAGAAUCUCGAACACAAUUUCCGUUGGACUCGCCGUAACCUUCUUCUCGUUGGUAUCUUCGGUCUCGCUGUUCCCGUACUAGUCUACAAAGGCAUCGUCAAGGAAUUCCAUAUGCAAGAUGAAGAUAAUGGCAGACCAUACAGGAAGUUCAAGCCGUAA